This is a messenger RNA of Brassica rapa (field mustard), 2070 nucleotides long. RefSeq names its product 11-beta-hydroxysteroid dehydrogenase-like 6. Gene Ontology annotation, molecular function: oxidoreductase activity. The record is from RefSeq and is a predicted model, not a curated record. NCBI's taxonomy places the organism in Eukaryota, Viridiplantae, Streptophyta, Magnoliopsida, Brassicales, Brassicaceae. Gene Ontology annotation, cellular component: cytosol.
AAAGGGCAGAUGAAACAAUCGGAGAAGAGGCAGGGGACUUGCUGUUUGGUUUCACAGUCGCGGAGGAGGCGGCGGUCUUUUUGUUGAUCUUGCGGUCGCCGGGGACGUUAGGGUUGCCUUUAGGUUCCAUUGGAAGCAAUAUGAAUAGGAAUGAUGAGGAAGAUGAAAAGAAUCCAUUGAAUGAGAUGGAAAAAUGAUUGAUUAGGGGAGUAAUGGUGAAGUAAUUGGAUGAAACCGAUAUGCAGAGACGAUAAUCGAAGAAGAGGAAGAGGCGACGGAAGUCAAAUUCGGAGAUCGAGAGAAUAUCAGGAGUACGCCUUACAUCUUAUAACAGGCCGAGAUAAAUUAAAGAUCAGGCCCAAAAAUAUCAAAAUUCGGAGCCCAAUUGCCGAACACAACAGGUGGAUUACAUGACAAAAUAACUACUUCCCAUUGGCUAAUUAUAAAAUCUGACGUGGACAGGUUCAGGGACUCUCAUAUCCCCCUUUUAAUAGUGUUAGAUUACAGAUAUAUGAUGAAAGUAUGAGUGAAUAACAUCAUCAAUGAAAGCAAAAACACUUUGAAUAGCCUCAUCACCACUUUAACAUUUUCUUUUACAAUUUUGUUCAAGAUUUUUAUCAGCUUUGCUUUCGUUGUUUUUUUUUUCUUGAAGCACCCUUCUAGACUGUGAGUUUAUAUGUGUGAGUUUUGUUGUAACAAAUUAUUAUGCUUCUCAAAUAGGCUGCAGAAACACAUGUUGGCACCUCAGCUUGUAGGUUUGCCACAUUGCCACUAGAGCUUGCCUUAAAAUAGACGACUAACAAAAGAAAAAACAAAGAAGGCGGAGAGAACAAAGAAAAACCAAUAGUGAAGCAGAGUCCUCCAUGCAUGGAUUCAGUCAACAGGAUCAUCAACUUCGUGUUUCCUCCUUUAGCCUUGUACGGACUUUUUGUCUUCUACCCAAUUUACCAGAGGCUGAAGUCCGCCGUCUCCAUCUGGCGGAAUGUUUUAUCGGAAAAUGUCGCCGGAAAAGUGGUUCUAAUCACCGGCGCAGCUUCUGGCAUAGGCGAGGCUUUAGCAUAUGAGUACGGGAAGAAAGGUGCGUACUUAGCACUUGUUGAUAUAAGAGACGAACCUCUCUUCCACGUGGCGGCUCUCGCUGAGCUCUAUGGGUCCCCUGAAGUCAUCCCCAUGGUCGCCGAUGUUUCUAAACUCCACGACUGCAAACGUUUUAUCCAAGCCACGGUUCUUCAUUUUGGCCGAUUGGAUCAUCUAGUUACAAAUGCAGGAGUUGCUCCACUCUAUUUGUUUGAAGACAUCGACGAUCUUUCCAAGGCUAUGCCAGCUAUGGACAUAAACUUUUGGGGAUCUGUGUAUUGCACCUUCUUUGCUUCUUCGUACUUAAAGAAGUCUAGAGGAAAGAUUGUGGUGAUUGCUUCUGGAUGUGGAUACAUCGCUUCACCCAGAUUGAGCUUUUAUUGUGCGAGUAAAGCUGCUGUGAUCGCGUUUUACGAAACUCUAAGAUCUGAGUUUGGAUCAAAGGUCGGGGUUACAAUAGCAGCACCUGGGGUAGUUGACUCAGAAAUGACCCAAGGCAAGUUCAUGACAAAGAACGGACAAUUCAUAGUGGACAAAGAGCUCAGAGAUCAGGUACAAAUAAGCUUAUUGCCAGUGGAAUCAGCAGAGAGGUGCGCUAAAGCGAUACUAAGGAGCGUGUGCAGAGGAGAUAGGUACUUGUUGGAACCUGCAUGGAUCAGUUGUGUAAUACUUUGGAAAGUGUUCUGCUCAGAGGUAACAGAUUCGUUGGGACGGUGGCUAGUGAUGGGUUGACAAUAUGGAAGCUCCAGACGAGAGGAAUUGUUGAUCUAGCCAACAACAAAUUACAUUAAGGGACACUUGUUAACAGCCAUGUAUAAUCUACCAAAUAUAUAAAAAGUAUCACCUAUAUGAGUAACUAGAGGGUCAUAUACUCAUAUAUCAUGUUCUGUAUAGUUUCUUUAACCGGAAAUAUCCUACUCAUGUAUAAAUAUCCGGCACGAAAGAUUACAGAGAAUGUUUCCGGGAAGCUAUGACUUUUUAAUUAUUAUUUUU